AUGGAAGAACUGCUCAAAUCUCAGGCAGAGGCUAGGAAGGCAAGGUUGGCAGAGUUGCGAGGUCAAAGGAACCAAAGUAGGGCCAAUCCUACAGAAAUUGCAACAAGGGAAGCACCAGUAUCAGAAGAAGAUCACAAAAUUGAAAAUGCAUCACAUACCAAUGGAAAUACCAACAUAAACACUACAAAUGCCAGCAAGAGCAAAAUAGAAAAGGCGCCCGUUUUCCAAAUCUCCAAGUUUGAGACUGUAGAGGCUAUUGCAUCUGACGAACAGGCCAAAAUUAUGGCUAAGUUCAACCAACAGGCCAUAAGUGCUGCAGCUGACUCUGCCUCAUCCUCCGUCGGAGCCCAUACGAAUCUCAAACAAGAGCGAGUGAGCCAUAACAAGGACCUCAAGGACGACAUUCAAGACUACUUGGAUCUUGCAGCCGACAAGACAAACAUUGCAUUACAUAAAAUCAUACAUCGAAAAUUCUUGCAGGCUCAAGAAGGUGAAACCGGGCUGUAUAGCUAA
Molecule: messenger RNA, 513 nt
Organism: Dujonia railenensis
Lineage: Eukaryota; Fungi; Ascomycota; Pichiomycetes; Serinales; Debaryomycetaceae
Source: the annotation of a GenBank genome assembly